This is a messenger RNA of Drosophila obscura, 3873 nucleotides long. It is a transcript of the gene Pdfr, whose product is annotated as PDF receptor. Gene Ontology annotation, biological process: cell surface receptor signaling pathway; adenylate cyclase-modulating G protein-coupled receptor signaling pathway. Bases 498 to 3098 code for a protein of 866 amino acids. NCBI's taxonomy places the organism in Eukaryota, Metazoa, Arthropoda, Insecta, Diptera, Drosophilidae. Gene Ontology annotation, cellular component: plasma membrane. Gene Ontology annotation, molecular function: G protein-coupled peptide receptor activity. The transcript has 10 exons. The record is from RefSeq and is a predicted model, not a curated record.
CCGGGAAUUUAUUUUCAUUUUUAUUCCCCGGCCGCCUGUCUGCCUGCCCGCCCCUGCGAACAACUGUAAACAGUAAGCAAAUAGGCAAACAAACGGUACAACCUACAAUCCAAGCAGUGUGAGGGAGAGCUCAGAGCUGUGUCCAAAACAGACAGACACCGUGAGAGAGAGAGAGAAAGUGGGCGAGCGGGAGAGCGGGAGAAGAGAGCAUGCAGCCCAGCUAUCGCGUGGCCUGCACUUGCACCCACACACGAGUGUACGAAUACGAGUACGAAUACGAGUUAGAGCCCGAACGAGCACGAACACGGCCAAAACGUUUUGGCCAAAGCGUGCCGUCGGAAAGGAUAAGUUGUUCAGAUGCUCGCAAGAUUCUGUCAUAACGGCUUCGGCAUUCGUGGCGCACGCUACGAAGCAGAAGCAGCGCCAAGCAGUGCACAAGCAGUUCACAAAAGACAAAACCGUUAUUGGUGGUUAUUCUGUUCAAAAAUUGUUCUUGUAUGCUUGGAAAACGUUUUUCAAAGACCAAAACCAGUCAAUUUUUAUUAAUUCUUUUUGUUAUUGUGCUCGCGAGUGUCUCAGAAAAUACUACAAAUUCUCAACUAAAAUAUAAGCCACAAAAUAGUUACAAUCCAAAAAACAAUAAAAGCUUGAACACUUCAAAUAUAUAUUUAAAAAAACCAUCGAACAGAAGAAGAAGAGCAAAGCCGGACAACCAAACGCCAGAGGCCACAGUUGGCGGCAAGCAUGCUGCUGGGUGCACUAUGAUAGAGCAGCCAAGUGCCGAUGACACCGGCGGCGGUGUCGCCACUCACUUUUUCGCCCGUUUGAUGCGCCUCACGGGCGUCUCAAUAUCAUCCGCUGCUGCGACUGCCGCUGCUGCAUUCAACUCCAUGCCGGAGCCCACCGCACCAACAUCCUCGCAGCUCAUGACAACCGAAACGCCCACCACAGCUGCAGCGGAACUGGCACCUUCCUAUCUCAUCGAGCGGGUCACACAGGUGGCCCGCAUAGCCCUGGAGGUGACCACAACGGCAUCGGAGGUGCUGGCAGAGGCACUGCCCGAGGUGGACGCCAGCUUCGCCAAUGCCACGACAAUGCACGGAAAUCUAACAUUGGCCGCUGCGGCAGCCACCAACUAUGACAAUUGUUCGGCGAUUUUUGCCAACUACACGCAACCAGAAACAGGCAUCUACUGCAACUUCACUUGGGACACUCUGACCUGUUGGCCCCCAACUCCGGCGGGCGUCAUGGCGCGCAUGCAUUGCCCGGUGGGCUUUCAUGGUGUCGAUCCGCGAAAAUUUGCCAUCCGCAAAUGUGAGCUGGAUGGCCGCUGGGGCACACGACCAGAUACCACAAACAUGACAGCGGAGGCGAUUGCCGCUGGUUGGACCGACUAUGGGCCCUGCUACAGGCCCGAGGUGAUUCGCCUGAUGCAGCAGAUGGGCAGCAAGGAUAUUGAUCUCUACAUUGAAAUUGCUAGGCAUACGCGAACGCUGGAGAUUGUGGGCCUGUGCCUGUCACUGAUUGCGCUGCUCAUCUCUCUGGUGAUCUUCUGUAGCUUUCGUUCGCUGCGCAAUAACCGCACGAGAAUACACAAGAAUCUGUUCGUCGCCAUGGUCCUGCAGGUGCUCAUCCGACUGACGAUCUAUCUGGAUCAAUUCCAGCGCGGCAGCAAAACCAGCUCCCCAAACUCAAGUAGUAGUCUGUCGGCGAUCGAGAAUACCCCAUAUCUGUGCGAGGCCUCCUAUGUCCUGCUGGAAUACGCCCGAACGGCCAUGUUCAUGUGGAUGUUCAUCGAGGGACUGUAUCUUCACAAUAUGGUCACGGUGGCCGUGUUUCAGGGCCAGUUUCCGCUCAAGUUCUUCUCGCGCCUGGGCUGGUGUGUGCCCAUCCUGAUGACCACCGUCUGGGCACGUUGCACCGUCAUGUACAUGGACACCUCGAUGGGUGAGUGCCUCUGGAACUACAACCUGACGCCAUACUACUGGAUACUCGAGGGGCCCAGACUAGCUGUCAUUUUGCUGAACUUUUGUUUUCUGGUGAACAUCAUUCGGGUGCUGGUGAUGAAGCUGCGCCAAUCGCAGGCCAGCGAUAUCGAGCAGACCCGCAAGGCCGUGAGGGCUGCCAUCGUCCUGCUGCCCCUGCUGGGCAUCACCAAUCUCCUGCACCAGUGGCCAGUCACCAAGUCGGCCACUAAUUUUGCCGUCUGGUCGUAUGGCACGCAUUUUCUGACCUCGUUUCAAGGCUUCUUCAUUGCUCUCAUCUACUGUUUCCUGAAUGGCGAGGUGCGCGCCUGCUUGCUCAAGAGUUUAUCGAAUCAGUUAUCGCUGCGCGGCCAUCCCGAAUGGGCGCCAAAGCGGGCCUCCAUGUACUCGGGCGCCUACAACACCGCCCCCGAUACGGACGCUGUUGGCCAGCAGGGGGUGACCGAGAACCAGACGGCCACAGGUACACGAACAUCGCCGCCCAACAGGCGGCAGAACACUCGCGCCAGCAUCGUCAUGAUCCACGAACCGAACCACCGACAGCGGAACCACAACAACAACAACAACAGCCAGGAGAGUCCACGUCGCCCGAGGGGGGAACGCACUGAUGAUGAAGACCGCAUAGGAAUUGAUGGUGGAGCCGAAGUCGAGUCUGAAGUCGUGGUGGUGCAAGGCUCUGGCGGUGCGGGUGCUGGCGCUGGUGCUGGCGCUGGUGCGGUGGGCAGGAAGCGCGAGACACGCAUACAUGCUGGCACCAAGUGGAUGAUGGCCGGCCUCUGCUUCAGGGGUCAAAAGAACAAACGUGUGAUGUCCAACGCUCCCAAUGUAGCACAGAAAAUAUUUAUGACUCCGCAGCUGCCUGCAUCGACGAUGACCCUCGCAAUUGCCACUGUAAACGCCGCACCAGCAGUCGAAAAAACAUGCACAGAGACAGCUCCAACCGCAGACGCAACAACGGAAACCGCAACCACAACCCAUACCCUAACCAUUUACCCAAUGGCAGCUCAUAUACACACCGUACCCGGAACACCAGAAGCAACUAUCAAACUAUCAAUUAUAUCGGAGGCAAGGACAAAGAGAACUCCAAGGCAUCUGCAUGCAAACACAGCCUAAAGCUACCAAUCUGUCGAGCAGACGGCGGUGACUGUUUAGUUUUUGGCGAACGCAGGUGUCCCGUUAGCCCAGCUUAGCGUUUAAGCGUGAAACUGUACUUUUAAAUGUUUUUCGUAUGCAACAGGCAUAAGCACACAUACAUACACAUGCUUUUAAAAGAACACAACUGUACCAGAGUAGAGCUAAAGCGAGCAAAUUGUACUUUACUGUAAUGGUUUGCCGUAUGCACAGGGAACACACACAAUUGUACCAGCUUAGCGUUUAAGCGAGCGUAACUGUACACACCAAAAUGGUUUGGAGAGAGAACUGUGUUCCAUAGAGAGAGAGAAGCAACAGUUCUUAUCAUUAUCCAAAGCUAACUAAAACUUUGUUGUAUGCAAAUCUGUAACAAAAUCUCUCGAACAGAGUGACCGUAUCGUUUUGGCACUCUGCUGUUUUCGAGAGCAACUGUACUUCGCAUUGCGGCAGUGCGGAGGCAACUGUACUAAAACUUUUUUUGUAUGCAAAGGCAUAGGGUAACACAUUCACCACAUGAAUAUCGUACGAUAUAUAACUAUACCCAUAAAACAUAUAUGUACUAAAUGUGUCUAUAUAUAUGUAUACAAACAUACAGAUAUUUUUGUAUACCCAUACAUAAGCCGAAACCGAUGGAUCACAAUGUUUUUUUUUUAUCGCGAAUAUAAAAAUAUUGAAUAGCCAACAUACAGAUAAAAAAAAAAUGUAUGGAUAAAUUGAUGUAAUAUUGAUGUCAGGCAUAUAUGUAUGUACAUGCAUA